Molecule: messenger RNA, 3526 nt
Organism: Schistocerca nitens (vagrant locust)
Lineage: Eukaryota; Metazoa; Arthropoda; Insecta; Orthoptera; Acrididae
Product: embryonic polarity protein dorsal-like
Exons: 1
Coding region: 48-1181 (377 amino acids)
Source: RefSeq, a predicted model, not a curated record
CUGACUAUAGAGUAUUUUCAGACAUUCUCUCUGCCAGUGCUAGUUUGAUGACUGGUGGUAGCAUUGCGGUAUCCACAGUUCCUACAAAUAAUAUUAGAACUGUGCCAAAACCAGCAAAUACUGCCCUGUCUGUGCAGGCGUCCACAUCACCAGUUACCGUAGGCUCUGCUGUUGUUUCAGAAGAGUUGAAAACGCAACCCGAAGGUGAAAAUUCAUUAAAGGAGGACAACAAUGACGGGGAAGUCAUGGAGGCUAAGCCUGAAGCUGAGCAAGAAACAGAGACGAGUCGCUCACUUAAGGAACUUUUAUCACAGGUAGCAGAACUUGAUGAAAUUUAUUCUGACACGCGUGCUCGGUUGCUUAUGCCAUCUGGUGGUGACUCUGGACACCCUCCAGAGACAGUUACAGAUGAACCCAUGGAAGUGACAGAAGCAGAACUUGCAGCAGUAGUUGCUGCGACAGAGAACCUUCCUGAAGAUGAUACACAGACCUAUUCGUCCCUGCAAAUGGCUAUGAAGAAUCCCGUUGUAGACUUGCUAGAAGCAGAUCGUGAUCGAUACGAAGACGUAGCUGCACCUGUUGUUCCUCCACUCAUUUCCAUUGCCCCUGUCCCUCCUCCACAUGGAAAACGUGAUGUACCACCACCAGUAACACCAGACGCAGGUUCUGAACGUCUACCACCCCUGCCACCGAAACGUAGUAGGAAAUCUCCACCGGGGCGUCCUGAUCACCCACCACCACCACAGCUGCAGCAGCAGGUGCAUGCGUCUGUCCCACAAAUACCUAGUUCUGCCUCUCCCCCUGCGUCACCUCCUCCAACAGACCAACCCCUACCAGCUGAACCUCGUUCAGCCAAGCCAACACUUUUCCAGAAGCUUUUCUCAAAAAAGAAAAACCGUAAAGAUAGUACUGGUGGUAGGUCACGUGAAGGGUCUGCUCAACGGCAAUCAUCUCCUUCCCCUUCGCGACCUGAAGAGGAUGUCAUAUUCAUUCCCCUAACUGGGCAGCCUGAACUUACAGAAGCUGAACAUUAUGCUCUGUACACUGACGUAGCACCCCAUGCCACUGCAUCAGAAUUCGAUGAAAUGUCUUUCUAUUACAGCCCUGUGGAAGGUGGCCGUAUUCUUACACAACAGCAGAGCCAGCCUCCAGAAGCUCGACCACGUGAUAUUUUUGCUUAAUUGUGUUUCUGUCGUGGAUGUGGACAGCUCGUUUCUUUGUUAAUAAGCUCCUUGCCAUUACAUUAGUUGAAAAUGUGGCAUAUUGUGUUCCCAAUAUAACUAUUUUGUUGCACCAUUUCUGUAUUUUUUUAGUUCCUAACUUCCCAGAUUGUCAAGUUUUAUUUUUCUGCUAGUCUUUCAUUCCAGCAGAUGGUCAUAGUGUUAAACAUUUGCUUUAUUUUUAUGAGUAGUGUUCUAAAUAUCUUGAAUAAUGAUUUCCCAGAUGUAAAACAACAGAAGUCACAACUUACCCUGAAUAUACAUUUGGUGUAUUAUGCUGUACAGAAACUGGCACAGAACAAUAUACUGUGGUAUAUUAAAUGAAACUUUUUGACAGUUUUUCUGUUUAGCAUCCAGGUGAAUUCCUGGAACUAGAUGUUGAUCAGUGAAAUAGAAACAGCACGGAGCCCUGAUUUCUUUUUCAGUUGUUUGCUUUAACUUUACUCUCCAGGCAAUAACUUUAAAUUUCUUGUGGGUAUGUGUCAUGGACCUUUCCAAUUUACAUUAUAUUAAACAUCAUGAUGCUUCCCUGCUAGAGGCACCAUGUUAUUGAAGCAUUUUAAGACAUUUUUUAUUGUUGACAUAUGUUUUUACUUUGAUUCUAAGCAUACUACCGAAUUCCAGAAAUUGGAGUUUUUUUGUUUCCUGCAGAUGGAAAUAUGUUGCAUAAAUACCUAAAUUUGUACAUGAAUCAAUAUUGAUAGACACACUUCCACAUCCAGUCUUCAGGAUUUUAUUACCUUGCUAAAUUAAUUUGUAUCAACAGAGUAUUAUUUAAAGUUAGCUGCUGCAUAACUCAUUUAUCAGUGCCAUUAAGCAGAAAUUGAUGGAAAACACAGUGGUGAGGGAAUUUCUCUUGUUUCCAAAAGAACUGUGUUACAGUGAGACAUAAAGUUUUGCAUUCAGAGAUUUGAAAGAUGGUAUAUGUAUAUUGAAGCCUAUUUAGUCACAUGAAUUUUUGUUUACUUUUCCACAGAGGGUCUGUUAGGUUUUAGAUAUAAAAAUUCGUUCACACACACAUGUUUAUCAGUGCUAUUUUGCAAUUUGGGAAUUUGUCUUCCAUGAAAUAGUGCAAAUGAAAAGUGAAGGGCUUCAUAAUAUGUUUGUCAUCUUCUAAGGCCUUUCUCAAAGGACUCCUUACGUGAUAUUUAAGAGAAGAAUCUGAAAAUAUUGUUUAAGAGAAAGUACUCUUUUCAUUUCUGGCAGUGAUAUAAGCUUGUUGGUUAUUUUAGAUUUUAUCCAAAAACAAGAAAGUAAGGUCCUAAUCUCUGCAUUUGUGGUAAAGAAAAGAAUAUCGAGCUCCAAGCGAACAUGUUUCUUAAAAAAUUUGCCCACAUUAGUUCGCUGACUUCUGCUUUUGUCAUAAUAGAGAAAUGUGACAUUGUGCUCAAAUCUCUAACAUGUUUGAUACAUUAAUGUAGAUUGUUUACUGAGAAGAAAAUUCUUUAUUUUUUAAGUGAUGUGAUUUUGUAAUGAAAAUAACAUUUUAUACAUUGUUGUUCACUUAUUAUGCAUUUUAAGAGAAAUUUUUAAAGCCAUUGUAGUAAAGAUUUUUAACAGUGUUAAGUACUUUUGUACUGUUCAACUGUGCCGAUGCAAUGCACACAGAUUAUAAUAAUUGCUCUUUAGUUAUGUUAACAGUCACUUUUCCCUCUGUUGAGCAUUUAUUUGACUCGUUAGAGAUUAAUAACGUCAUUAUUUUCCUGUUAUGGUUAUAUUUGCCACAAGUAAUUGUUUUUUAUUUGUUGUUGAGACAGUGUGUGAUCUAGUCCCUUGAGGGUAGUUAUUAGUGCAGAUUUUUCAUGUUCCACAACUAGAAUUCCCGACAUUUGCUCUGUGUGCAUUACCUCAGCAGUACUCCUGUGUGGUCUUGUACGUUGAGUGUUGUGUGGGCUUACAAUUUAAUAUAUUUAUAAAUGAUGCUUUAUGAGUCUCUACUGUUUUAUACUCUUUUAUGGCUUUUGUAAAUAAUUUUUAUAUAAAAGAAGGUAAUUGUUGAUGUGGUAUGAGCACUGAGAUUUUUUAAAUUGCUGUUGAAUGUUAUUAUUCAUGCACUGUAUUGUCAUGAUGAUGAUGAUGAUGAUGAUGAUGAUAUCAGUGAUAAGCACUGUAACUUCCUAUCCUUGUUAUCAGUAUUAAUUCCCAACGGACUUCUGUGAAAAUAUAGAUAAAUGAGAAGUGGAACCAAAUUAUCUCUGUUCGCUCAAUAUUGUUUUCAUUUCAGUAUGAAAAAUUGAAGUUUAUAUUCAGUUGUAUGGUUUAUAGCCUUAUGCUGUUUAGAAUUAUUUAUUCAUUAUUUGACAAUU